Messenger RNA from Betta splendens (Siamese fighting fish), 2265 nucleotides. RefSeq names its product SPARC related modular calcium binding 2 (gene smoc2). NCBI's taxonomy places the organism in Eukaryota, Metazoa, Chordata, Actinopteri, Anabantiformes, Osphronemidae. The coding region runs from base 338 to 1663 and encodes 441 amino acids. The transcript is spliced from 12 exons. Gene Ontology annotation, cellular component: basement membrane. Gene Ontology annotation, biological process: extracellular matrix organization. Gene Ontology annotation, molecular function: heparin binding; protein binding; calcium ion binding. The record is from RefSeq and is a predicted model, not a curated record.
UGGAAGAAGGAGGUGCAGGGAAAAUAAGUCGUAUUGUGGAGGAGAAAGGGAGACAGGGAGGGGGAGAGGUCAGGGACGCAGGGGGGUUCAUCGUGCUGCCAGAAAUAAGGAGAGUGUCUACACAAAUGGUUUGGCAGACGAAACCAAGGGGACGAAGUGAAAUAAACCAGCAACCACCUCUCCGCCGCUGACACGCUCGCGCAAGGACUACUUUGGAUCUUCAAAACCCCACUCCUGUCAAAGACAGCGUUUGCGCCAUUUGCGGGGCGCGAGCUGCUCGGGCUGACUUUUGGAUCGUGCGCGAUUUGGAGAUUUUUUAUUGCCACGCCGCGUCAGGAUGCGCGUCUGUCCACUGCUGGUGUUCGCCUGUCUGCUGUGCGCUGGACGCGCUCAGAGAUUCUCUGCUCUCACGUUCCUGCGCGUGGACCAGGACAAGGAGUGCGGCAUGGAUUGCGACGGGUCGCCUCGCAAGCCGCUGUGCGCCUCCGACGGCAGGACGUUCACGUCGCGCUGCGAGUUCCUCCGGGCCAAGUGCCGCGACCCCCAGCUGGAGGUCAUCCGAGGGCCGUGCAAAGAUACGUCCAGAUGUGUGGCAGAGAAGAAGUACACAGAACAGCAGGCCAAGAGGCUCUUCCCACAGGUCUUUGUGCCCGUGUGCAACCCCGAUGGCACAUAUAGUGAGGUUCAGUGCCACAGCUACACUGGAUACUGCUGGUGUGUUACUCCUGACGGUCGACCCAUCAGUGGUUCAGCAGUGGCCAAUAAAAAGCCUCGAUGCCAAGGGUCCAAACAAGAGAGAGCGACCACGAGAGAGCCAGGUAAAUCAGUCUCCUUGCAAAUAUUUUCCAUUCUAAAUGCAGAUGACACGGGCCUUGUGGUGGAUCCGCAGCCUGCUGCAGAUGAAGAAGACAUCAUUUCCCAGUACCCCACUUUGUGGACGGAACAGGUCCGCAGCCGGCAGAACAGAACCAGAGGACCGUCCUCGUCGUGUGACCAGGAGCAGCAGUCGGCCCAGGAUGAAGCCCGGCAGCACAAGAACGACGCCGUGUUCAUACCGGACUGCGCUCAAGGUGGACUGUACAAGCCCGUCCAGUGCCAUCCCUCCACAGGCUACUGCUGGUGUGUGCUGGUGGACACUGGGCGGCCCAUACCCGGCACGUCCACCAGAUAUGAACAGCCGAAGUGUGACAUCAAUGCUAGGGCUCACCCCAAAGCCAAGGACCAUUACAAGAGCAGACAUCUCCAAGGCUGUCCCGGGGCGAAGAAAACCGAGUUCCUGACAAGCGUCCUGGACGCGCUGUCGACAGACAUGGUGCACGCCGUGACAGAUCCAGCAUCCCCCGGAAGGGUGACGGAGCCCGACCCCAGCCACACACUGGAGGAGCGCGUGGUCCACUGGUACUUCAGUCAGCUGGACAAAAACGCCAGCGGGGACAUCGGCAAGAAGGAGAUCAAGCCGUUCAAGCGCUUCCUGCGCAAGAAGUCCAAGCCCAAGAAGUGCGUGAAGAAGUUCGUGGAGUACUGCGACAUCAGCAACGACAAGGCGCUGUCCCUGCAGGAGCUGAUGGGCUGCCUGGGCGUGACCAAGGAGGAAGGGGCGAAACCGGGAGACGGCUUAUCUUCUGCCAAACUAGUACGUAAACCCGCCCUCCCCCCACACUGACGACGGUGAGAUGGGAGGAAACAGGCGCCUCGGCCGGGGUUUCAGUCGCUUUCGUGCUUUUCUCUGACGCAAUAAGCGGCUGAUGUCACUUUGUUGUUCUUCUGCCCCAAGAACCCGUCAAAGAAGCAGGGCUGAGCCGGCGGCCGAGGCCCCCCGUCCUGCGCCGAGAAGCUGCCCUCACCGAUGGGCAAUAUUGGAAACAUAGUAUUUGCACUUUUGUACUUUAAAAAAAAAAUGUAAAUUCACUUUGUAGAGGUAAGGUAUUUAAACAGACUGCUGAAUCUGUGAAUGAUGUAGUUAUUCGCUUUCUAUGUCCUGACAAACAAAAGUUAUUUACACAUACAAUGUAUGUGUCCUUUGUGUGUCUAAAAAGUACUUUUCAGAGUUGUACAAGUUUUAAUAUUUGCUGUUACGUUUCUUCUCUGGUUGAUGAUGUAAUGCAGAACGCCGCCCCCCGUGCGUGUGAUCUGAACGGAUCUAGAGCAUCUAGUGGAUCUCUUCCUAUGCUUUGUACAGCAGUUUCAAUCAUGCAUCCUAACAACAUCCUACAUGUUCACAUGUAAUCGUCUUUAUUAGAAAUAAAGAACUCUUUUAUACAUUUG